Molecule: messenger RNA, 1089 nt
Organism: Fusarium coffeatum
Lineage: Eukaryota; Fungi; Ascomycota; Sordariomycetes; Hypocreales; Nectriaceae
Exons: 1
Coding region: 1-1089 (362 amino acids)
Biological process (GO): carbohydrate metabolic process
Molecular function (GO): hydrolase activity, hydrolyzing O-glycosyl compounds
Source: RefSeq, a predicted model, not a curated record
AUGUCUUCCUUUUCGAGCUCUUGGGGGCACCUUAUUGUCCUUUUCCUCUCUCUUUCUCUUCUAAACAUUGCCUCUGCCCUACCCACAAAAUCUUCUUCUGCUUCAAUACGACCAUUUCUACUCCCACCACCCAAGCAGAUGAUAGGUAAAAGAUCUUCAUCUCAACCUUCGAUUCGCCCAUACUUGCUUCCACCUCCCAAACAACUCAUCAGCAAGAGAUCAGAAGCUGAAACCUUCCUGCCUCGACUGGACGUCAACUUCCCCGAUCCUUGUCUUCUUCAUGAUGACGACGGCCGCUGGGUAUCUUUCGCGACAAGCGGAAACGGACAUCACAUCCAAAUGGCCGUGUCUAAUGAUCCUUUUGGUCAAUGGACACACCUUGACCAAGACGCCCUCCCCGGCGACGGAUGGACAAGCGGAAAGAAUUUCUGGGCUCCUGAUGUGCGCAAGCUAGGCGAUAACUCGUACGUCAUGUACUUCUCAGGACAAAAUCCCGAGGGCGGUCACUGUAUCGGAGUUGCGCGUUCAAAAAACAGCACAGGUCCAUAUGAGAUGGAUCCCAAGCCCUUCGCAUGCCCCAAGGACGAAGGAGGAGCAAUUGAUCCUGCGGGUUUCUACGACAAGUCGACAAACAAGCGCUAUGUCGUCUAUAAAGUCGAUGGCAAUGCUCUCAAAGGCGGCGCCGGCACUCCGAUCCGACUGCAGGAAGUUUCCACCGAAGAUGGAUCGACGCCGAUCGGCGCGCCUGUGGAUAUCAUGGACCGGGUCCCCGAAGAGGACGGGCCCCUGGUUGAGGCUCCCAACCUAGUGCACACACCAGACGGCAAAUAUCUGCUCUUCUUCAGCAGUCACAUGUACACGGACGAUGCAUACGAUGUCAAGUAUGCCGUGGCCGAUCAGGUCCAGGGACCGUAUCAUCGGGGAGAUGCCCCGUUCCUCAAGACGCCGGCUCUCGGGCUCAAGGGGCCUGGUGGAGGCACAAGUGCUGAGGACGAAGGCUUCUUGGUGUUCCACGCGUGGUGCGGGAAGGGCAAAAGGUGUAUGUACACCAUUGGAUACGAUGUUGCCAGUGUGGAGGACUUUGCCUAG